UCAGCCACUUUCAAAUCCAUAAGCUUCAGAGCCGAUGACAGUGCCAUCGAUUAUUGGUCCCUUUAUGGACUUGAACGUGAGGAGUCCCAGGAGUGCCGUAGACUCCCUCGCUGAGGGAAAUGUCAGCUUCAACCAUGGGCGCCCGAGGUCUGGACAAUCGAGGAAGUUUCUUUAAGCUCAUUGACACAAUCGCCUGGGGAGAUCGAGAACUGAAACAGAGAUGGUACAGCCAGAUGCCAGUCUGGAAAAUGGCCUGGAAUCCACAGAAGCACACAGCAUGGUGAGACACAAGGAUGAUGGUUGUUCUGAGGAAAAGGAUGUGAAAAUUUGUCCUCGGGACUCUGGUUAUGACAGCCUCUCCAACAGGCUCAGCAUUUUGGACCGACUUCUCCACACUCACCCCAUCUGGCUACAGCUGAGCCUGAGUGCUGAGGAGGCAGCACAAGUUCUACAGUCCCAGCCUCCAGGGAUCUUCCUGGUUCAUAAAUCUACCAAAAUGCCGAAGAAAGUUCUCUCUCUUCGCCUGCCUUGUGAAUUUGGAAGUCCUUUCAAGGAAUUUGCCAUUAAAGAAAGCACAUACACCUUUUCCCUGGAAGGUUCAGGAAUCAGUUUUGCAGAUUUAUUUCGGCUCAUUGCGUUCUACUGCAUCAGCAGGGAUGUUCUGCCAUUUACCUUGAAGUUGCCUUAUGCCAUAUCAGCAGCCAAGACUGAGGCUCAGCUUGAAGAACUGGCCCAGCUGGGACUAAAUUUUUGGAGCUCUCCAGCUGACAACAAACCCCCCAACCCUCCACCUCCCCAUAGGCCUCUCUCCUCAGACGGUGCUUGUCCUGGCCCGCGUCAGCUCUGCCUUAUAAAUGGAGUGCAUUCUCUAAAAACCAGGACGCCUUCGGAGCUGGAGUGCAGCCAGACCAACGGAGCCCUGUGUUUUAUUAAUCCACUUUUCUUGAAAGUGCACAGCCAGGACCUCAGUGCCGGCACCAGGACUCCCCAUGCGAAUGGCACCGAGUGGCCUCGGUCCCCCCCACCCAGGCCCCCGCCACCCGCUAUUAAUAGUCUGCACACAAGCCCUCAGCUGUCCAGGACUGCAGCCCCAGCGAGCAUGCCAGAAACAGUCCACCAGAACAAACAUGGGAACGUAGACGGGCUUGGAAGCAAACCAACCCCCAUCCCUCCACCCAGGCUGAAGAAGCAGGCGUCUUUUCGAGAAGCGGAAGGCAGUGCAAAGACCUUGACUGGGGCCCGGCCUCAGCCCAGCCCUGAGCCGGACUUGGAGCCGGAGCCGGGCACAGCUGGCAGCCCAGGUGGUGCCCCGCCUGCGGAGGCUGCAGGGCAUUGCACCAGGGCCCCGCCUGCCGCCUCUGAAUCACGCUCCCUGUGGCAUGGAGGCAGACAGAGGCUGAGCGACAUGAGCAUUUCCACUUCCUCCUCCGACUCCCUGGAGCUGGACCGCAGCAUGCCCUUGUUUGGAUCCGAGGGGGACAGCAACAGCAGCCUGGAGGACGACGAAGGCGAGAGUGACCAGGAGACCAUGGCCCCCCCUAUCAAGUCCAAGAAGAAGAGGAACAGCUCCUUUGUUCUGCCCAAGCUCGUCAAGUCUCAGCUCCGCAAGAUGAGUGGCGUGUUCAGCUCUUUCCUGACCCCCGAGAAGCGCAUGGUCCGCAGGAUCGCCGAACUGUCCCGGGACAAGUGCACCUAUUUUGGCUGCCUGGUGCAAGACUAUGUGAGCUUUCUGCAGGAGAACAAGGAGUGCCACGUCUCCAGCACGGAUCUGCUGCAGACCAUCCGGCAGUUCAUGACCCAGGUGAAGAACUAUUUGGCUCAGAGCUCAGAGCUGGAUCCCCCCAUCGAGUCCCUCAUCCCUGAGGACCAAAUCGAUGUAGUGUUGGAGAAAGCCAUGCACAAGUGCAUCUUGAAACCUUUGAAAGGGCAUGUCGAGGCCAUGUUGAAAGAUUUCCAUGUGGCUGAUGGUUCGUGGAAGCAACUUAAGGAGAACCUGCAACUUGUGCGGCAGAGGAACCCACAAGAGCUGGGAGUCUUUGCCCCAACCCCCGAUUUUGUGGAUGUAGAGAAGAUCAAGGUCAAGUUUAUGACCAUGCAGAAGAUGUAUUCACCAGAGAAGAAAGUCAUGCUGCUGCUCAGGGUCUGCAAGCUAAUUUACACCGUCAUGGAGAACAACUCGGGGAGGAUGUAUGGAGCGGAUGACUUUUUACCAGUCCUGACCUAUGUUAUAGCUCAGUGUGACAUGCUUGAACUGGACACUGAAAUCGAAUAUAUGAUGGAGCUCUUAGACCCGUCACUCUUACAUGGAGAAGGAGGCUAUUACUUGACUAGUGCCUAUGGCGCACUCUCCCUGAUCAAGAAUUUUCAAGAAGAACAAGCUGCCAGACUGCUCAGCUCUGAGGCCAGAGAUACUUUGCGACAGUGGCACAAAAGAAGAACCACCAACAGGACCAUUCCAUCGGUGGAUGAUUUCCAGAAUUACCUGCGAGUUGCCUUUCAGGAGGUCAGCAGUGGCUGUACAGGCAAGACCCUCCUGGUGAGGCCGUAUGUCACCACAGAGGAUGUGUGUCAGCUCUGUGCCGAGAAGUUUAAGGUAGGGGAUCCACAGGAAUAUAGUCUUUUCCUCUUCGUUGAUGAAACCUGGCAGCAACUGGCUGAGGACACAUACCCUCAGAAAAUUAAGGCCGAGCUGCACAGCCGUCCCCAGCCCCACAUCUUCCACUUUGUCUACAAGCGCAUCAAGAGUGAUCCUUAUGGUAUCAUCUUCCAGAAUGAGGACGAAGACCUCAGCACCUCAUAGAAGAAAUGGGAACCUUACCAUCUCAUAGAAAAAAUGGGGACCUCACCACCUCAUAAAAGGAAUGUGUGACUGUUGGACUUCCCUGUGGUGCCUCCAAAGCUGGGGGUAGGGUCAGGAACCUUAACCAUCAGCUUCCAUGGACUUGUGCUUGAAAAGGACUCACCUGUUUUGAUACUCAAGCCUUAUGUAGGUGAGAUUAGCCAAGGGCACCUUCCUCUCCUUUGCCCAAGCAAGGUAGGCAUGGGGUUUUUGCAUCAGAUGGAUUCUCCUUCAGAGAUGGUGAAUUCCAUUUGAUGGUCCAUAUACCUGAUUGUGUCUCCCCCUAGCUAGGUCCUAUGUUGAAUCAUGUGUAUGUAUAUAUGCUAAAUAAAUAUGUAAGGUACAAGCUCUCUUCUCAAGUUCAACAGCAGGAGUUUGACAAGACUAUCCGAUGCAGUGCAUCAAGUAUUUUAUAAGUCUCUAAAGAGCUCCAUCAUUUUCUCUUCCUUUUUGAUUCUUUCUCUCUCUCUUCUUUUUUUUUUUUUACAAAGAACCUUUGUGGGGCUUUUUAUAUAUAUAUAUAUAUUUCAUAGAAAUGUUUAUAGCAGUUGCAGGUAAACUGUCAGGAUUGGUUUUUAAGAUAUUUUUGUAACUUGAAAAUAUUCUAUAAUUAUGCAUGUGAUUUUAACCUUUAAUAUACAAACAAAUCUCUUGCUGGAUUUGAGAUGAUUGCAUUUUAAGUCUCUUUUCUGUCACUGGAUGUUUUGACUAUUUGUUGGAGAGAGACCACUGGAUCUCUUAAAGCAAUGUGUUCCUGACACUGGCCACAGAAUGCCAUUAGAACUUUAAUGUGCUGUGACCUUGUUCAACACUCCAUGCUUUUGUGCUGUUUCAUGUUUUAACCAAGUGAUUCUGAGAAUCAGGAGAGAAAUGAAUGUUGAGAAUGGUCAAGAGAGUAAUAUCGAUUUAAACCAAGGACUAAGGAGCAUUAUCUGCUGGUUCAGACUCCUUAAAGAUAUGGAGAAGGGAGAUGAAUGGAACCACCAAUACUAAAAGUACUGUAAAUAUGCCAUGAGAUUUGGCAAGACACAGCCCAUAUGUAAUUUGCUGUUGAACAUAAUUUUAAUAAGCAAAAAAUUAAGAUAACCCCCUUUUUCUGUUUUUUUUUUUCCCUACAUAAAUCAGAACUAAUAAUAUCAAAUUAUUUGGGACAGAAACCGUGUAAUGUGACUUUGAUUAAUUAAGAAGCUGUUUGGAAAAAAAAAUUGCAUAUACACCCAAAAAAGCCCAUUUGUGUUAUAAGUAUGUAUAAUGGAGUAAAUGAACGUUUUGUCAAGUCUGUUUGGGGGUGCACAAAGUAUAAGGAUCUCAUCAAUGUAACGCCAGUAGUUACUGUACUGUGUAAAGAUGCAUAGUCAUCUAAUCUAGUUGCCUAUGUACUUUGUACCUUUUAUAGCCUUUGCUAUACUUUUAGAACCCUCAGUACAAAUUGUAUUUUACUUCCUUUUGUAAGUUUUUUCAUGAAAUUUUGCACAUAAUACAUUGUAAUAUUGUAUGAUAA
This is a messenger RNA of Suncus etruscus (white-toothed pygmy shrew), 4340 nucleotides long. RefSeq names its product Ras and Rab interactor 2 (gene RIN2). NCBI's taxonomy places the organism in Eukaryota, Metazoa, Chordata, Mammalia, Eulipotyphla, Soricidae. Gene Ontology annotation, molecular function: guanyl-nucleotide exchange factor activity; small GTPase binding. Gene Ontology annotation, biological process: vesicle-mediated transport; signal transduction. The transcript has 12 exons. Bases 221 to 2800 code for a protein of 859 amino acids. Gene Ontology annotation, cellular component: cytosol; endocytic vesicle. The record is from RefSeq and is a predicted model, not a curated record.